This is a messenger RNA of Rhizophagus irregularis DAOM 181602=DAOM 197198, 2088 nucleotides long. RefSeq lists its product as uncharacterized. NCBI's taxonomy places the organism in Eukaryota, Fungi, Glomeromycota, Glomeromycetes, Glomerales, Glomeraceae. The record is from RefSeq and is a predicted model, not a curated record.
ACAGAAUCAAAACAAAAAUCUCUUUUUUUUUCACAUUUUCAUUUUUUUUUUUUUUAAAAAAAAAAGAAAAGGGAAAUUUUUUCUUUUUACUAUAAAAUAAAAAAAAAAAUGAAUACGACAACUCAUAUUCCUAAUGAUAUUAUUCGAGAAAUAAUUUCACAUAUAAAUUCAAAAGAUAUUAAUACGUUAUAUUCAUGUUUAUUAGUUAAUCGUACAUGGUGUGAACAUAUAAUUCCAUUAUUAUGGAAGUAUCCAUUUAAUAUAAUUAAGAAAAAUCCAAGAAAACUUGUAACAAUUUAUUUUAAUUAUUGUGAUGAACAAACAAAAUCUAUUACUCGUACCGUAAAUCAUAAUAAAACACUCAUUAAAUAUCCUUCAUAUCUUCAAAAAGUUUCAUUCAUGAAGAUUUAUGAUGCAAUAUUAGAUUGGGUAUUAUUUAAUAACGAUAAAACUGAGAAUAAUGAAGAAAUCAAAAGUUUUCCAUCAAAAAAAGAUCAAAUAUUUUCAAUUAUGUUAUCAAAGGAAAUGUUAAAAAUGUUUUUAAAUAAUUCUCCACUUUUAGAAUAUUUAAAAAUUGAUAUUUCAAGGGAAUUAAGAAGACGAACUCGUUGUGAAUUUAUUUCAUUUUCUUCUUCUUUAAAUAUUAGUUUAAACAGAUUAAAUACAUUACAUUGCUCAAAUGAUAAUGCAAAUAAUGAAAUACUUAAAGUAAUAGCACAAUCAACAACAACGAUUAAGAAUAUAAUCAUUUUCGAAAAUGAUGAUUGGAAUAAUGAUAAUGUCGGCAUUGUAAAUUCAACUAUCAGUAAAUUAAUUAAAACUCAACAAGGAAUUGAAAGAGUGACUAUUAAUCAAGUUAGUAAAGGAAUAACUGAAAUUCUUUCUUCGCUUAAAUCUCAAAAAAAUACUUUAAAAGAAAUUCAUUUUAAUCACGUAUCAUUUGGUAAAGAUGAAAAUGCCUUAAAAUAUAUUUCCGAUUUUAGUGAAAAUCUCAAAGAACUUAGAUUUAGAAAUUGUUAUAAUUUAACCAAUAACGUCAUGAAAGAAUUAUUAAGUAUUGAAUUUCCUAAAUUAAUUUCAUUAGAAAUUAAUAAUGAUGAUUAUUUUUCAAAUACUGAAAAUUAUCCCACGAAAGAAAUUCUCGAAUUAAUUAAAAAUCUAGGAAAUAAUUUAUCCGAAUUAAUUUUAAAUACGUCAUCACUUUCAAACUCAAUAUUUCAUCAUAUUAAAAAUUAUUGUAAUAAUUUAACCACACUUGGAUUGGAUAUUGGUUACAAUCAAUUAUUACUUUUAUUUGAAUUAUUCAAAUCAUUAAAUAAAUUAGAAAGAUUUAUCGUACAAAGUGAUGGUGGUUCAAUUCAUAUUGAUAAUUGGUUGAAAAAAAUUCCUCAAUCCAUUACUUCACUUGAAGUAAAUGGUUGGAUUAUUUCUCCAAAUGGAUUAAAUGAUUUUUUGAAUAUUAAUAGAAAUAAAAUUAAUAUUCUAUCUUGGAGAUUACCUACAAAUGUGAAUUUUAAUGAUUAUUCUAAUAUUAUCGAUAAUUAUAUUAUUAAAAAUAAUCUUUAUUUUGUUAAAAGUUUACAAAAUCAUUAUCAAAAAGGUCAAUAUUGGGAUGAAGUUAGAAUAGAAUUCAUUUAGAUGCGUAACGCGGACAAGUAUAUUCCUAAGCUGAAAUUUAUUUAGAUUUCCGUAUAAUUUAUUUAUUUAGAACUUUUAGAAUUUUUAUUUUCGUUAUUACUUAUUUAUACUUAUAUAUAGAUCUUCGUUAAUAUUUAUAUUUAUACUUUAUAGAUUUUCGUUAAUAUUUUAAUAUCGUCCGUUUAUAUUAUCAUUUCAUGUUUCAUGCUUUUUUUUCGUAGAUAGAAUUUACAAACAACACGCAAAUCGUAUCUGUUUAUUUAUUUAUUUGUCGUUUUAAUAUAAUACAUAUAAUACGUAUAGAAAAAAUUUCACUAACACUACAAACAUCACAUCACAAACACCACACACAAACGCAAGCAAAAAUUAAGAUUUAGCAAGAUAAAUUUAAUAAAAUUUAAUACUUUAAUAAUUGUUCAUUAAUGAAUGACGCUCGCUCUGCUGAUCUUC